Molecule: messenger RNA, 4854 nt
Organism: Amoebophrya sp. A25
Lineage: Eukaryota; Dinophyceae; Syndiniales; Amoebophryaceae
Source: the annotation of a GenBank genome assembly
ACUUUGGAACCGCGGAGAUGUAGUGUGACCAUUCUAUUCAUCAUGAUGUAGGACACACAUGAUUGAACAUGACACCAACAGAACAUUUAAUGUUUCUGUGAAUAUUUCGAUUUCCAAUUCCAAAUGUUGAGCCGCAGCUGCAGCAUUGCGGGCUCCUGGAAACUGCACGUUUUGUAGAUGUUCCAUUGCUAGAUUGCCUUUGCUACUGAUGUAAUUAUACUUUGAUCUAGAACAGCUAAAACGAAAUUUCGUGAAACGGAACGAGAGAAAUCUAGACGACGCGAACGAGAGCAGCAUCAAGGACUAAGUUGUACUACUGCAACUACUAGGAUUCGUUUAAGAAAACCGGUCAUUGUGGUUCAUUCAUCAAGUUGAGCGGAAGAAUCAAGAAAACAGGACGAGGAAUCGGAUCUGCGGCAUGCUGAGUGAGACUGAAAAGCAAUAGCAAAAUGGCGCAAAGGUGCACGUCGAGAGAGUAUUUCAAAGCAAGAGCGACGACAUCAACAAAAAUCAAUCAAUGAAACCCGCAUUAUGUCACCAUCUCUCAUUGUCAUCGGCUGUCUGUAUAGAUGCUAAGAUCUGGUAGGAAAUUGAAUGAAACAGGUAUCCGUCGUUGAUUUGAGGUCCUUCUGUUUCUUCUGCUGUCGGAAAAAUAUUCCUUUGCGAUACGUCUAGGUCCACAACGCUUUCCGCGUAACAUCAGUCCGGGUGAACAAGAAAAUGAGCCCUGCGGUACCGGGUGAGGGACGCGCCGCGACCACACUGCUAGAGAAUGAGAACAGUGGUGAUGAGAAGUUGUGUGGCGGAAAAGGUGAGACCGCCGCUAAGGCGAGCUUGCCGGAGGAGAGUUGCGACAGUGUUUUGCCGCAGGAGACUAAGUACUUGAAGCCCGUGAAAGACGACGCUGAAGUUUAUGAGACUGAGAUCGAUUUAAAUUUAUGUAACUUGUCACUGUGCAAUGCCAAUCCGCCUGCUACAUCGCCCACAGAAUUUUCGUCACGUUGACAGCACGCACACACUCACUUGCAUACUAGAUGUGAAAUGAAAUCCAGUCGUGCAGCUUUUGCUCGUCUAAAACAAGCAUCCUGAUGGACUGAGCUUGGAAGAGCUUCGCCGAGCUCUGCCUGCACACGUUUUCAAGAAGGACCUUUUUCGCAGCAUUCGCUGGAUGCUCUUGGACCUGGCAGUCAUGUUUAUCACGCUUUCCGCUUUGAAGGUUAAGGCCAUGAAGAGAGCGAACUCGUAUUUGAUGAAUUCAGUAAGCCAAUCAUCCGCUUGAAAUGUUUGGAAAAGGCUAGAAGAACUUCUUACGAAUUCAUUGUUCCUACGUGGCGGCAUUCUUGUAUUCAGUUUGUGUUCGGGGCAAGAGUAAAACUCUAGUUCUCAACUUUAUCUAAGACAAGCUUGUACCGGGAGAACGACGCGCUGGCGCAGUUUCGUGCGCAUGGAGCCAUUGGACAGGCCUCUGCACGAGUUUACAGCGAGGCAAGCCGUGUCGCAUCUCCGGUUUUUGGCAAGAAAGGUGAGACGUUGACAAAAAGCCUUCUUGGUCUUCGGGAUGAAAGCCUUGUCGAAGAGGCACCUGUGUCGAGUGAUCCCGGUGUUACACAGAGGAAUGCCGCGAGUCCCAAUGUGUUGAUUGGGACGCUCCAUGAUCUCCAAGGAUUCUGCGCGGCCGAUGCGGAUCAUCCCUGGGGCGCUCGCGGAAGUGGACCAACCACGCCACUGGAUGCCGUCGACGCUUAUUUGCAGAAAAAUAUGUCGGGGAUGAAUGCUUCCAUCACUACAUCAGAGACGGGGGCUCCUUCCUCCCUCGCUGAACGCUUGAGCAGGUGCGCGCUCUAUGUUGUGUUGUACACGAUCUGUGGAUUCUUUAUGUGGGCGAACUUUGUUGUCGGCCACGACUGCGGACACGGAUCUUUCAGCGAAUCCACAUCACUCAACUUUCUCUUUGGUCUCUUGACGCAUGGCGCAAUCCUUGUUCCCUUUCAGUCAUGGGCACGCUCUCAUCGCAAGCAUCAUCUCAACCACAACCACUUUGAGAAGGUGCGCUUUAUUUAGUUUUACAGGAGUCCACUGGUACUGCCUACGUGUCUAGUGGCGCAACUUACUAUAUUUCUGAAAGGAGCUUGUGACCAUGAAAACGGAUUCGUAGUUGUUCGAAUGAGCAUUGAAAGGAAUAGAGAAUGCAUCCGUUUCGAGUAAGAAAUUCAGUUUCAAUUUCUUGUCCUUCAUCUUUUGAAAAUUUAGGACUACUCGUUCCCGUGGUCGCAUGAUCCGAAGUUUGACCGGGAAGGCUGCCUCGCUGCUUUGGAGAAGUAUCCCGCGAUCCCAGCGACUUUGUACCCCAUCUUUGGAUAUGCCUUCUACCUGAUCUGGCCGCAAGGGUAUGGCGGUGUCGACGGAACCCACUUCUUCUUAAGACGAUCUGGUUCGAGGUAUAUCACCAUCUGGUCCACUGUGAGGUAUACAUCUGUAUCUAUUACAAUCUGGCGUGAUCUGUAGGCUACCGCUUUGUGUUUCCUAGAAGAUAGAACCACGAUAUUACUUAUCUCGUUGCUUGUUGAGGUAACUAUUCUGUUCCCGAGAGAGUGAAGCUUUAAUGGGGAAAUAUAGUCAUUUGCUUGAAGGGGAAACGAAACUAAUGGGAAAGAUUACAGCGAUAACUGACUCAUCCACGGAUAGUUACUGAUCGCCUAGCGCUAAUUUUACCGAAGAUGUUCAAAGGAUGCCGACUCUGGGAUGACAUCUCGAACGAUGAACUCAUCAAAUGCUGGAUCUCUGUGGCGGUCGUUUUUGGGUAUUAAGUAGUGUUUUUUUUAUACUACAAUUACAUCGAGUCUCUUGUGGAAUGCCGUCGCUUGUAUAUUACGAUUAUGAUGAAGUAGCUCUCCAUUGGAGGCACUACUUCUUUGGAUGGCUCCAUGAGUAGGCCUCUUGCCGGUUUCUCGUCCAAUAGUUAAAUAUUACGAGCGUGUAGACAGUAGGACAACAAAAAGAAAUAGCUACUCAAAAGGUACCAUGACAUGACAUGACUGGACGCAGACCGAUCGUUACAAGACAACAACUACAAGAUAUUUUAGAUACAGCACACCAUGAGAUGCGCAUGAAUCAAUUACCAUGACUCCACCUCACCACUUGAUGACCAGGUAUCUGUAUUUGUUUUUCACUUCGUUUUUCGAUGGUCCGACGGAGUUUGCCGUUCUAUACCUGCCGAGCUGGUUUGUGCUGUGCUUCAACUUGUACACCGUGACGUUUCUGCAGCAUCACGCUCCGGAAACUAAAAUCUACGAUGACACGACGUGGAAGUACUCUACUGCAGCCUUCGAGACCGUGGAUCGCACCUAUGGCUCAGUCGUCGACUUGUUCCAUCACCACAUCUCGGAUUGCCACGUCAUCCACCACAUCUUCUUUACCAAGAUUCCGCACUACAACCUACCUGACGCCACGGAAGCUCUCAAGAAACACCUCGAAAACAAAAACCUGGGGUACUGACUGACUCUGAUCAUGUCCUUUCUUUUCUUGGAAAUAGAACAAACACGUGUGAAGAAGUACUAGAAGUUGAAGUUCUAUCUUAAGAAUAUCAACCAUAAGAAAUCUAAAUUCCAAAAUAUACAUAAUUGAUCCGCACUCUUCCUAGUGGAUGCGAAGUUGCAGGUAGGCACUCAUGUCUCUGAAUCAAUUGCAUAUGAAUCACAUACACAUCUUCUCAUAACCAAAUCAGGCACCUUUACCAGUUCGAGAAGACACGAGACUUCUUCAUCCGCGUUUUUGUCUACUCGUACAAGUUUUCAACGCGUGCCAAGCUGGUGACGAAGGAUUCGAAGUUUUUCUAAAGAGCGCUGGCAACAACUAUUUUCCGGAAUAUGCAUGAUGAAAAUGGGAAGUCAAGGCAUUUCUGCGAUUCGGCAGUGAUACGAUAAAGUUCUCCUAUGCUAAGGUGUUGUUGAGAGCGAAAAUGCAAAAUUGAUGAUUAAGUUAUUCUAGUUUAGCUGGUUUCGUUCUGUUGUAACUACGUUAACAUUUCUGACAUGAAUUUUGUUUUUCCAUAUCCUGACUAAGACUAUAUGUAUCAAUGAGGAAGAAAAUGAAAACUAACAUGCACAUAAGAAAGCCUAUCUUCACUAUAUCUUCGGAGAAGCUCGUUUUGAUCCAUACUACCUUGGAGAAAUAAGCAUUUGCAUUCUAUUCAGAUUCUUAAUAUUUUUCCAUGAAAUUUAUUUCCACAAUUAUAUGAUUCAUGGUUUGCCUUUUAUCUUUUGACUUUGAUAUCGAUGAGCAUUGUAUGUUGCUAAUGUUUCCAUGGUAAUCUCUUGCAAUGUGUAUCACAGUUUGCAAACGAAAGCGGUCUUCAUGUCCCAAGAAUUUGCUGAGGCUGUAUUUUCACUUUGAGUCAGUUCAUGAGUAAAAGAAGUAGUUUGAUGAUUGAAGUAAUGUACCAGUAGGUGGAUGGGGGUUCGACUAUGUCAGUCAUUUUUUUUAUCUGUAGAAGUAGACGUAUCCCUUAGUUCAUGAUCCAUACAGGGAGUUAUUGGCUGAUAUAUUUUUUAACGAGUUGGUGAAAUAGUACAGCCAGAAAUAGUACAACUGCCUCGCGUGUACAGUUUAUAAAAUUUUGAGAGGUGAAUGUGAAUGAACAACAUAUACAAGGUAGCACUAGUAGCCUAAUCUCAGGGGUUGUGUGUAGUGACUUCGUUGCCAGAGGUUGGAUUCAAACCCCGAGUGGAAGCACGCCUCCAAAGAUGGAUUUCCAGCAGAAUUAGGACAACGCCUAAGAAGAGGAAACCAGGCUGUGCAAAUUUUUCCAGAAAUCCAAAUCUCCAAGACGGUGUUCUUUGAUCCACUUCUUGGACU